Messenger RNA from Suillus discolor, 3484 nucleotides. RefSeq lists its product as uncharacterized. NCBI's taxonomy places the organism in Eukaryota, Fungi, Basidiomycota, Agaricomycetes, Boletales, Suillaceae. Bases 97 to 3213 code for a protein of 1038 amino acids. The transcript has 8 exons. The record is from RefSeq and is a predicted model, not a curated record.
GAGGGAACUAAGUAUGACAGGUCCACCACUUUCCGUUGAUUUCCCAGCUCGAUGUAUUUGAUCUGAGCCAUUCGAAACCCUCCAUAUCCUUCAGAAAUGCCAGUGGAAGCCACUCACCCGACAAACCCAUUUUCCUUUGACGAUGACGACGAAGGAUGGCAGGAAAUGCCAGUCAUCAAAGAGGAUGACUUCGGAGGCGGUCUUGACGAAGAAGAUCAGAAGAAAUAUCACUACAUGCCCUCAUCAAAGAAACCGUCGCAAUCUGCAUCAACAGCUGGAAAUGCAACAGGCAAUCUCAUCUAUUUCGACGAGGAGGGUGUCGAAUGGCGUUCCAAGACAGAACAGAAUGAGAAUGAAUAUACCAGACUGCGGGUCAACGAAGAAGAUGAGGCGGAUGAGGUUCACCUGCGCACACGAUACCUGUUUGAUGAAGACAAGGCUAUGACCCCGCUCAGCCAGAUGCAAGCGACCAAGAAUAUGUUAACCGAAGCACAGCGCAUUGCCUACGUUGGUGUCUGCGCCCUCACGGUGAAAGAAAUGGUACAGAAGUACAAGACUUCUAAUAGAAAGGAGCUCAAAGCAUCUUUCCAACAUAUGGAGCUGUGGGCGAUGAAGAUCAUGGGCCGGCUUUAUUACCACAUGGAACUUGAAACUGCAGAGCAGAAGAUGAUAGACAGCCUAGCUGUGCAUGGUGUGCAAGCGAUAGAUCUUGUACCAUCGCUAAUGACAACCCAUACCGUUGCCAACCCCGAAUACGACCCUGCUGAAGCACUGCGGCAGGCUGAAACCCGAGGAUCCAGGAAAGAUACAACGAGCAGGCGGAACUCCAAAGACGACAAACUUCGACCUUCCUGCCUGGUCUCGGACGGUCGUAGUCCUCCUCAGACACCAACAUCUCCUUCUUCGAUCACUCAGAUGAGCUUUCAGACUACGGCCAAAGUUCUUAAGGGCACUGCUGUUGAUUCUGCAUCGAUGGGAGUCACUACGACGCUUUCAUCCGUUGAAAAAGACGUUACACUUGAUAUUCGGUGGACCGUACUGUGCGACCUGUUCCUUAUGCUUAUUGCGGACAGUGUCUACGACGCAAGAUCACGUGUAUUACUGGAGAGUGUUGCUUUCAAACUCGGACUUGGCUGGUUGGAUGUAGUAAAGUUUGAGGCUCGCGUGACAGAGGCGCUUGAGAUUCAAGAAGGCGUCGAGAAGAUGGAGAAUCAGGAGAUUAUUGAGGGAUCAUCAAAGGCUGCGCGAAAGAAGCGGUAUAUGAUGAUGGGUCUGGCUACACUUGGUGGUGGUCUGGUUAUCGGACUUUCUGCUGGACUUCUUGCGCCUGUCAUUGGUGCUGGACUGGGUGCAGCCUUUACCGCUGUCGGCAUAUCUGGGACAACAGGAUUUCUCGCUGGGGCCGGUGGGGCCGCUGUGAUCACAACUGGAGGAAUUUUGACUGGCUCUGGGAUCGCUGUUCAAGGAAUGGCCCGACGCACCCAACAAGUACGAACAUUUGAUGUGCUACCGCUGCAUAACAACAAGCGUGUCAGCUGCAUCCUGACCGUUCCUGGAUUCAUGACUGGCAAGCUUGAUGACGUCCGCCUACCUUUCAGUGUUUUGGAUCCCAUCGUGGGCGAUGUAUUUAGUAUACUUUGGGAGCCCGAGAUGAUUCAAGAAACCGGUAGUGCGCUAAAGAUUCUUACUGGGGAGAUUCUGUCACAAACAGUUCAGACUGUACUCCAACACACGGUGAUGACUGCCCUCAUGAGCGGACUCCAGUGGCCAAUCAUUCUCACAAAACUUGGUUACCUGAUUGAUAAUCCUUGGAAUAAUGCGCUCGACCGUGCCCGGGCAGCUGGCAGUGUUCUUGCGCAGCUCCUUAUUCACCGUCAUCUCGGCGUUCGACCUAUUACACUUAUCGGGUUCUCUCUUGGCGCACGUGUCAUUUUCUAUGCCCUCCUCGAUCUCGCCAAGGCAAAAGCUUUUGGCAUCGUGCAAGACGUUUUUCUCCUCGGAGCCACGUUAACGGCAUCAACAAGCACGUGGUGCAAUGCCCGCAGCGUCGUUUCGGGGCGCUUUGUUAACGGAUUUGCGAGACACGAUUGGGUCCUUAACUACCUCUUUCGUGCAACCAGUGGUGGUUUAAAUACGGUUGCAGGCUUGCGGCCAAUUGAGAAUGUGCCAGGUUUAGAGAAUGUUGACGUUACGGAUAAGAUUUCGGGGCAUAUGAGCUAUCGCGCAUUCAUGCCGCUCAUAUUAGACCAGCUUGGCUUCCCUGUUUCGUGUGAUUAUUUUGAUGAGCCCGUUGAACCCGAAUUCAAUGAGGAGAGGGUUGUUGUGAGAGAAGGGGACCAUACGCAGAAAAAGAAGUGGUUUUCUAGAAAGAAGAAACCGUCAGCGUCACCCACACCAGUAUCGAGGCCACCCUCGACAGCUUCUUUUGCCUCAUCGAGGCGGAAGCCCUCUUCACUAGGGAAACCAACUGAUGAUGACAAUGAACCACCUCGGGAGUUCACGGGGACUCCCCCGCCUCAGAAUAACCCUCAUUCAACACAGCCUUCCGAUGGUCAAUUACCGAGUUCUUCUACUGACAUCCCUGUUCAUGCAGGCUUCGAUCUAAAGGCCAUCAAAGAUAUGAUAGGACAAUCGGAGAAGAACCCGGAGGAUAUGCAGGUUCCUCAGCCUUCCCAAAUUCGCUCAUCCCUAGGCAUAUCAGAAUCUCCACCUGCCUACACAAUUACGCCUACAGACGUUGCCAACCCUCCGGGUUUAUCUGUGGCUGACACAUACUCGAGCGCUGGUUUAAGCGCUACGUUUGCCACGUCACUCCACAAUGUGCCUGAUUCUGGCGAUGACGUCGAUGAUGGUCAACCAAUUGUAGAUGACCGCCCUAGAUCCCCAGAUCACCUGAGCUCCCUUUCUUCAGCCACCUCUCCCCAUAACACUAUUCCUCAGAUAUCUUUUGGUAGAAAUGAGACAUCAAUAUGGUCUCCUCCGUUACCAGAGAAAACUUCUCCAUUUGGAAAUCCCUUUGCGACUGGCGCGGUCUCGUUUCAAAAUUCCAGUCGAUCGACGAAUGACCUACCUCCAGCAGCUGGUCCCUCAGCAUCGCUUUCAUUUGGUGGAACAGAUGGGACGAUAACUUCGCAGGGUAUAGGGCGAGAUCCAUGGAGUAUUGUUGACCCGAAGAAAACUCCCAAUUAUCUGGCCAACCCUUGGUCAACUUGAGAGUGUUGGCGCAAGGUGUGGUCAUUGUCGGACACAGGCAUGCCCACUACAUACAUCUAUGGGAUUUUAUGCACACAGUAACAUAAUCUGGAUCUUCUCAAGGUUUGCACAUAUGUAGAAACGACAGCACACUUCACGGCUCUCCGACUUCUCUGUUGAAUCACUGAUCAGAUCGAUAAGUUCAAGCACGUCGCCAGCUGCCGGCCCGGGGGCGGCUAGGCCUUAGCACUGGAUCUGAAAUAGCGAGAUCAGCGAACCACUGAGAUGCGCU